Molecule: messenger RNA, 1937 nt
Organism: Mya arenaria
Lineage: Eukaryota; Metazoa; Mollusca; Bivalvia; Myida; Myidae
Product: cholecystokinin receptor type A-like
Exons: 1
Coding region: 255-1556 (433 amino acids)
Biological process (GO): G protein-coupled receptor signaling pathway
Cellular component (GO): plasma membrane
Molecular function (GO): G protein-coupled receptor activity
Source: RefSeq, a predicted model, not a curated record
GUUUCAUUCAUGCAUAUAGCAUUCACUAGCCCGAACAACGUAUACUUAGAACAAUUAUUUUUACAUAGACUUUGCACUAUGCCUGCACAGAGUUGGAAUAGCUAACAUAAAGAUUAAGGGACUAAAAACAAUUAUUGCAUAUGCAUACAUUUAUAAUGUUUUUCUUUUGUAAGCGAGCAACAGGCAAACAUCAUUUUACCAGGUGAAACCUUUGGUAAGACAAAGCCAAAUAUCUGUCAUCAUUACAGUGAAAGAUGGAAUCUCCGGAUGAUUUAAAUGUGCGCUACGCGACAGCAAUAUUGCCUUUGACAGUGACGUUUGGACUGUUUGCAGUAAUAGGCGUGGCCGGGAACAUCAUUGUUCUUUUGGUCUUCUCCCUUGGACGGGCUUACCGCCACAAUAACUUUAGAGUGUUUGUCUUAUGUUUAGGGACAAUAGACCUCCUCACAAGUGCUUUCUUAAUACCUGCUGAGAUGGCAAAACACAGAAACUAUUUCAGUUUUGAAAGCCUGGCAUUGUGUAAAACGAAAUGCCUCUUCAAUGUCUGGGCAGGGUGCGCAGCGGCGCUCUCGUUGUUGGUUAUUUCUAUUGACCGCUACAGAAAGGUUUGCCGCCCCUUCAAGAAGCAGAUCACGCCACCACUUGCUAUGAAACUUUGUGUGUUCCUCUCAUUCUUUUUAUCCAUCAUUUUGUCCGUUCCAGGAGCCGUUAUGUGUGGAAUUAAGGAAACCAAGAAAGAAAACAUCUAUGGAAAUAUGACAACUGUGUACUUGUGUGAGACUGAAGAGAAAUAUGAAAAGCAUAUCUUGAGGUCAAUUUACAAACUGACAUUCAUAGUUUUGCUAGUAGGAGUGUCAGUCGCUUGCAUCAUUAUGUACAUAUUGAUCGGAAAACAGAUCUACGCACAUUGGGGGACCAUGCCGGUGUCCUUCCGUAAAGAUUCCACCAAAGAAUAUAACUCGGAUUACUCCUCGGAUACAUUUGGACAUCUUAAAUCUGCAGGCAGCUCUGGCAAAGCGAGUGACCAGGUGGAAAAAGCCAGUACUGAUACAAAAAGCUCAGAUUUGGAUCCUCCACCAAGUCCAAUAGUGAGGAAUCCCCUGACUCGUUCAGAGAGCAAUGGAAGUGCAAGAAAAAGUCGACCGCCACUGGUAAAACAAGCUACAAUUGAAGAGAAUGGCCAGGAAAAGGCUCAGAAAAAGUUGAUAAAGCAAUUAAGCACCAUAAGCGAUGAAGCAGCUGCGCGUCGUCGAAAGAUGAGUCGGAAUACUUCAGGGUUCGGGAUUCGCCGUUUCCCAUACAAAACUCUGAUAUGGUUCAUUCUUACUCUUGUGUUUAUUAUUACAUACAUCAUGUAUAUUGUGUUGGCAACGAAGGUUCCAGGCCUUAUAAAAAUGGAGCCGACUUCGUUUGCAAUUUUUCAGUCCUUCUUUAGACUGUAUUUCUUGAACAAUAUAAUCAAUCCGAUCGUGUAUGCAGCUUUAGACAAAAACUUUCGAGAUGCGUGCAGAACAAUUGGACCUAGACUGAAGGCUAGAUUUCGCGAAUGCUGUUAGAUUAACCACUAUAUCAGAGCCAGUGUUAAUAUGGGUCAACUAUUGUUGUUUAAUCCAUUUAAUGAAAUAUAUAUGACUGCAAAUAUUUCAUUUAUGCAUCUGCAAGCAUAUCUGAUUUGUAUUUACAAUGAUUGUUGCUUGAGCACCAAUCGCUUGCAUUUUAUACAUUGUAAAUAUCACGAUAGAUAGUAUCAUCAUGUGACAUAAUGUCUACUGAAAUAGUUUUUUUGUCGAUGACACUGUGAGUUAAUGACUUGUUUAAAUGUGCUGUCUUUAAAUAUGCUUUAUUAUUAAUCAGUUUGUCUUCUAUUCUGUAAAGCGAGUACGUUGUAGUUUUAUAGCAAACCAUAAAAUAUCUGAAUAUAAAGGAUUUAUUUUGUA